GUACGAGCGGGUGGAUGAGAUCAUCUGGGUGAAAACCAACCAGCUACAGUGUAUUAUCCGAACAGGACGGACAGGCCAUUGGCUCAGUCACGGCAAGGAGCACUGCUUGGUUGGAGUGAAAGGAAACCCCCAAGGCUUCAACAGAGGUCUGGACUGUGACGUCAUUGUAGCAGAGGUUCGCUCCACCAGUCACAAGCCGGAUGAGAUUUACAGCAUGAUCGAGCAGCUUUCUCCAGGCACCUGCAAGAUCGAGCUGUUUGGGCAACCUCACAACGUACAACCCAACUGGAUCACUCUUGGCAACCAACUGGAUGGGAUCCAUUUGCUGGACCCCGAUGUGGUCGCUCAGUUCAAGCAAUGGUACCCGGACGGAAUUAUUUCCAAGCCUAAGAACAUGUAAGGCUGCACCAAAGAGAGGCUGCAGCAAUGGAC
Messenger RNA from Notechis scutatus (mainland tiger snake), 432 nucleotides. Lineage: Eukaryota; Metazoa; Chordata; Lepidosauria; Squamata; Elapidae. The record is from RefSeq and is a predicted model, not a curated record.